Gaeumannomyces tritici R3-111a-1 is the source of this 2204-nucleotide messenger RNA. RefSeq lists its product as hypothetical. The transcript has 2 exons. The record is from RefSeq and is a predicted model, not a curated record. NCBI's taxonomy places the organism in Eukaryota, Fungi, Ascomycota, Sordariomycetes, Magnaporthales, Magnaporthaceae. Bases 420 to 2204 code for a protein of 594 amino acids.
GUCCGGGAGUAGCUGCGCUGCUUUUCCCGGGGCCUUCCCUUUUUUUUCUUUUUUUUUCUUCUUUUUCUUGCUCUAUCUUCCGUCUCGACGACGCCAAGAUCUGCUUCGAGGUAUACUUGGCCCCGUUGCGAUAUCAAACCCCACGACAGAGACUGCUUUUGUCCUGAUCGCCGACCAAAACGCGAGCGAGCACCACCAGGUGGCUACGAGGGAUAUUUUUUGUGCGAACCCCGGAUCUUUACAGAGAAACCAACGAUGCAACCGUGGGAGGACCGAAGGAUAUCGAGUUGUUAGGCGAAUCGACAGAGUUAUCAGCCAUCGCCCCCGGGCCGGGCCACGGAGGGGGAAGUUGGAGGAGGAGGAGGAAGAAGAGGAGCUGAAGGAGCUGAAGGAGCUAAAGCGGGUGAGACGAGACGAACAUGUCGCUCACGACGGCCCUGGCCGCCCUGUCGACGGUGUUCACCGCGCCGUCGGGUUGCGCGACCAGCACAUGGCUCUUCACGACCAACAAGGUGCCGUCCCAGUACCCGCCGCUGCCCACCGACGGCCCGGACCCGGCCUGCGACCCGCCGAGAUGGAAGGACAGCAUGGACGAGCGCGCGUACCACUUUUACUCACCCGCGAUAUGUCCCGACGGCUUCGCCGUCGGCGUCUCGUGCACGUCGGUCCAGCUGAGGACGAGCGAGGGCUUCCCGAGCGUCACCGCCGGCGAGACCGUAGCCUUUUGUGUUCCGAGCGGAUACACCUGCACCGCCGACACCACCGACUUUCGGGGCGGCGUCUGGGGCAUGACGCAGACGGCCACAACAUCCGGGGCGAGCGUCACCGUCGGCCCGGCCAUGCAGAUCCGGUGGCGCGACGUCGACCUGACGGCGCUCCAGACGCACCCGCUCACACCAGGCCUUGUCGUCGGCGCCACCACCUCGCCCGGGCAGCCGGCGGCCUCGAGCCAGCCGCCGAUUCGUAUUGUGCCCCCGCCGCCCAUCCCGUCGGUCCCGCAGCCAAGCACGUCGACGAGGAGCGGGCCCGACGUCGUCGUGGUGCCCGUGCCGACAACAUCGACGCUCUUGUUCACCACCCUCAGCACGUCUUCGAGAACUUCGGUCCCCGACACCCGGCCAGCCAGUUCCCCAUUGGUGACGCCUUCGUCCUCGACGGGGGGUCCGCUGGCCGGCACUACUACGGCCACAUCGAGGAUCUCGUCCACCCUACCCCCCUCUUCGCAAACAUCAAGUCCAAGCACUAGCGAAAACGCUUUGAUCUCGGGCCCAUCAAGCGGCGUACCGGUGGGGCCCAUCAUUUUGGCAUGUCUCUUGUCUAUUCUCUCCUUAGUGCUGGUCGCAUUUUUUCUCUUCAGGGGACGGCAAGGCCGAAAGGGGCCCGACUCGGGCCCGAUGCUGCCGGUUGGUCUAGGUGUGUGGGUCGGCCGCACAAAAGGGGCGCCGUGGAGGCGGUGGCUGCCGACAGGCCGUCCCAAAACCAGAGGUAUCGGAUCGGCCGACGCAAAGAGUGCCGCAGUAGGCAUGCCCGGCGGCCCGCGUCCGCUGGGAACGGCCGAGAACCCGGCCGAGCUAUGCGAGUACGGGAACAGAUAUGAAUCAGUCGAGGAGCAGCGCUGGAGCUGGGUGUCGCGCAUGUUCAGCAUACGGGCAGGCCGGGACGGUCGGCCAGGAUCAAUGACGGACGAGGAGUACGAGACCGGGACCGGACGGGACAGCAAGCGCACGACGAGGUCGUCGCGAUGGACGGCAUGGGACUCGGACGGGGCGGUGGGCGAGCAGCAGAUGAACUUGUCGGUGCCACCAGUGCCGGUGCCUAUGCCGCCACCAGUCUUGCUGGCGCCACCUCCAAAGUCGUUCAGCGCAAGGAGGAGCAUGGCGUCGGUGCAAACGACGAGGUCGAUGCGGUCGACAAAAACGCCCAUGUCGUUGCGUACAGAGGCGGCAAACAGAGCAGCAAGACAGUCUGCAGCGCACUUGUCUGUGUUUGGGGGUGGCGCGCCGCUCAGGUCGCCAAUGAAGUCGCCAAUGAAGUCACCCAUGAGUUCUCCGGGGAUAUCGCCCUUCUUAGCCCCAGAGCCCUCCCCCAGUCGGCUAAGCAGGAUAAGCGACGGGACCUUUGGUGGUUUCGGGGGUAAUCAUAGUGAUGACGAUAGUAGUAGUGUUGGUCGUACGAGAUCCCCCCGGGCAUCUCUAGGACCAUGA